Messenger RNA from Ascoidea rubescens DSM 1968, 1074 nucleotides. RefSeq names its product ZIP zinc/iron transport family. Gene Ontology annotation, molecular function: low-affinity zinc ion transmembrane transporter activity. The record is from RefSeq and is a predicted model, not a curated record. The transcript has a single exon. Gene Ontology annotation, biological process: zinc ion import across plasma membrane. Gene Ontology annotation, cellular component: plasma membrane. NCBI's taxonomy places the organism in Eukaryota, Fungi, Ascomycota, Saccharomycetes, Ascoideales, Ascoideaceae. The coding region runs from base 1 to 1074 and encodes 357 amino acids.
AUGUCUUCAUUUAGUGAUGUCUUCUUUGGUGGUCAAGGUGAUGAAUGUGCUACCUCUAAUGACUAUAAUGGUGAAUACUGGGGAGCUAGAAUUUCAACGGUUCCUGUUCUUUUAGUCACCUCAUUGUUUGGUGCUAUUUUCCCAGUUAUGUCUGCUAAUUCAAAGGCUUCUUGGUUCAAAAUGCCCGAUUGGUGUUUCUUCUACUGUAAAUAUUUUGGUUCAGGAGUUAUUCUUGCAACCACUUUUAUCCAUCUUUUAGAUCCAGGUAUUGCCUGUCUUUCUGAUCCAUGUUUAGGUGGUGUUUGGAAUGAAUAUCCAAUGGGUUUAGCUGUUACCUUAAUUGCCCUUUGUAUCAUUUUCUUGGUUGAAAUUUUGAUUUACUACUUCCUCAAAGCCCACAACCAAGCCAUGGCCACUGCUAUUAAUGAUCAAGAAGCUGCUGAUUAUAAAGACGAUGCUAUUCAAAAAACUGACUCAAAAACUUCUCUUGAAAAACAAUUGGCCAAAAUGGGUCACAACCAUGGUGGUGAAGUUGGUGUUUCUGCUGUUGAUGCAAAAACUCUUUAUUCGGGUCAAUUAGUUACCAUCUUUGUUUUAGAAUUUGGUAUUAUUUUCCAUUCAGUCUUUGUCGGUCUUUCUUUAACAACCUCUGGUGAUGAAUUUGUUACUCUUUAUGUUGUCAUUGUUUUCCAUCAAUUCUUUGAAGGUUUAGGUUUAGGUGCCAGAAUCGCCUGGACUAAAUGGCCCGAAAGUAAAAAACUCACUCCAUACUUAUUAGCACUAGCCUAUGGUUUAACCACUCCAAUUGCUGCUGCCAUCGGUCUUGGUGUUAGAAAAUCUUAUGUUCCAGGUUCCAGAACUGCUUUAAUUGUUACUGGUUUCUGUGACAGUAUCUCUGCUGGUGUUUUGUUAUACUCUUCAUUGGUCGAAUUGAUGGCUCAGGAAUUCUUAUACUCCAACGAAUUUGAUGACAGUGCUCCAGGCAAGAGAGAUGGUUUGAAAAGAUUAAUCGGUGCAUAUAUCUUAUUUAUCGCUGGUGCUGCUCUUAUGUCCUGUUUGGGUAAAUGGGCUUAA